Mandrillus leucophaeus (drill) is the source of this 2643-nucleotide messenger RNA. RefSeq names its product glutamate receptor, ionotropic, delta 2 (Grid2) interacting protein (gene GRID2IP). NCBI's taxonomy places the organism in Eukaryota, Metazoa, Chordata, Mammalia, Primates, Cercopithecidae. Gene Ontology annotation, molecular function: protein binding. The transcript has 18 exons. The record is from RefSeq and is a predicted model, not a curated record. The annotation marks the transcript as partial.
CCAGGGAGCCCAGCUGACAAUGCUGCCCUCAAGUCAGGUGACCGGAUCCUCUUCCUCAAUGGACUGGACAUGAGGAACUGCUCCCACGACAAGGUGGUGUCCAUGCUGCAGGGCAGUGGUGCCAUGCCUACGCUGGUGGUGGAGGAAGGGCUCGUCCCAUUUGCCAGUGACUCGGAUUCUCUGGACUCGCCCAACCCAUCGUCGGCGCUCACCUCCCUGCAGUGGGUGGCGGAGAUCCUGCCGUCCAGCAUCCGGGUCCAAGGGAGGACCUUCAGCCAGCAGCUGGAGCACCUGCUCACGCCUCCUGAGCGCUAUGGAGUCUGCCGGGCCCUCGAGAGCUUCUUCCAGCACAGGAACAUUGACACCCUCAUCGUUGAUGUCUACCCUGUGCUGGACACCCCUGCCAAGCAGGUCCUGUGGCAGUUCAUCUACCAGCUGCUGACCUAUGAGGAGCAGGAGCUCUGCCAGGAGAAAAUCGCAUGCUUCCUGGGCUACACGGCCAUGACAGAGCCGGAGCCUGAGCUGGACCUGGAGCCGGAGCCCACACCCGAGCCCCAGCCGCGGAGCUCCAUGCGGGCUUCCUCCAUGUGCCGCCGCAGCCUCCGGUCCCAGGGCCUGGAGGCUGGCCUCAGCUGCGGUCCUGGCGAGUGCCCUGAGAUGCCUCUUCCCCUGAUCCCAGGCGAGCGCCAAGCGGGCGAUGGCACUUCCCUCCCUGAGACCCCCAACCCCAAGAUGAUGUCAGCCGUCUAUGCAGAGCUCGAGUCUCGACUGAACAGCAGCUUCAAAGGGAAGAUGGGGACCGUGUCCAAAUCCCGGGCUUCCCCUCCGGGCCCCAGCCCGGCAGUCACCACAGGGCCCAGGACCCUGUCCGGCGUCUCGUGGCCCAGCGAGCGACUCUUGCCCUCCCCCUGCUACCACCCGCUGUGUUCAGGGGGUCUGGCCUCCCCCAGCAGCUCUGAGUCCCACCCCUACGCCAGCCUGGACAGCAGCAGGGCGCCCUCCCCACAGCCAGGCCCCGGGCCCAUCUGCCCUGACAGCCCCCCAAGCCCGGACCCCGCCCGCCCGCCCAGCCGCAGGAAGCUCUUCACCUUCUCCCACCCUGUGCGAAGCCGUGAUACUGACCGCUUCCUGGACGUGCUGAGCGAGCAGCUGGGCCCCCGGGUCACCAUCGUGGAUGAUUUCCUGACCCCCGAGAAUGACUACGAGGAGAUGAGCUUCCAUGAUGACCAGGGCAGCUUCGUAACCAAUGAGCGGAGCAGCGCCAGCGACUGUGUCAGCAGCAGUGAAGAAGGCAGCUCCCUGACCUACUCCUCCAUCUCUGACCACAUCCCCCCACCCCCACUCAGCCCCCCUCCACCACCACCCCUGCCUUUCCAUGACCCCAAGCCCAGCUCCCGUGGCUCUGAUGGUUCCCGGGGCCCUGCUCAGGCGCUGACCAAGCCCCUCACCCAACUCAGCCACCCAGUCCCUCCACCACCCCCACCGCCCCUGCCUCCACCCGUGCCCUGUGCACCCCCCAUGCUGUCCCGGGGCCUGGGCCACCGGCGCAGUGAGACCAGCCACAUGAGUGUCAAGCGCUUGCGGUGGGAACAGGUGGAGAAUUCAGAAGGCACCAUCUGGGGUCAGCUCGGGGAAGACUCCGACUACGACAAGCUGAGUGACAUGGUGAAAUACCUUGACCUGGAGCUCCACUUCGGCACCCAGAAACCUGCAAAACCGGUGCCGGGGCCGGAGCCCUUCCGGAAGAAGGAGGUGGUGGAGAUCCUGUCCCAUAAGAAGGCCUACAACACCUACCCCGCCCUGUUCAUUGUCCCCCACCCCUCUAGAGUUCCUCCAGUAGCCCAGGCCCCGCCCCAGCUCUCCCUCGCAGGUCUACCCGCUUUCCUUGUCCUCUGCCCCUUCAGAUUCCUCCCUAUGCUGUCAGUUCCCGAAUACAAGACGCGCCUGCGCAGCCUCCACUUCCAGGCCACGCUUCAGGAGAAGACAGAGGAGAUCCGUGGCAGCCUUGAAUGCUUGCGCCAGGCCUCCCUGGAGCUCAAAAACAGUCGGAAGCUCGCCAAGAUCCUGGAGUUUGUGUUGGCCAUGGGCAACUAUCUCAACGAUGGACAGCCCAAAACCAACAAGACCACCGGCUUCAAGAUCAACUUUCUAACAGAGCUGAACUCCACCAAGACAGUAGAUGGGAAGUCCACUUUCCUGCACAUCCUUGCCAAAUCGCUGAGCCAGCACUUCCCUGAACUCCUGGGCUUUGCUCAGGACCUGCCCACUGUGCCCCUGGCUGCCAAAGUGAACCAACGGGCUCUGACCAGCGACCUGGCCGACCUCCAUGGCACUAUCAGCGAGAUACAGGAUGCCUGCGAGAGCAUUUCCCCCUCCAGCGAGGACAAGUUUGCAGUGGUCAUGUCAUCCUUCCUGGAGACGGCCCAGCCGGCGCUUCGGGCGCUGGACGGGCUGCAGCGCGAGGCCAUGGAGGAGCUGGGCAAGGCGCUGGCCUUCUUCGGGGAGGAUUCCAAGGCCACCACCUCUGAGGCUUUCUUCGGCAUCUUUGCAGAGUUCAUGAGCAAAUUCGAGCGAGCGCUGAGUGACCUGCAGGCCGGGGAGGGCCCGCGCAGCUCCGGGAUGGUUUCACCCCUGGCCUGGUGA